AUGGUCGCCACCAAGAAACGAACCAAUCCAGUGAAUCGGUUUAUCAACAACGUCGUUGACAAGCCGCAAGUCUUUUUUGCUGCCGAUACCAAGAUCGUCAACCAGGCAUUGGCCAUGGCAAAGCAUUUCUACGAUACAGCCAAGCAGCACGAGACUAUGGAAUUCUCGCCUUUUCCAGAGUUGUUGACCGAGGGAUUCGAGACCGAGCAGAUUUGGGAAGAGAUUGCUAGCCAAAACGAGCCUUUUUUGCACUAUGCCAAAUCCACCGUGAAGGAGUAUUCAAGGAAACGGAAACGAUCUGAAAUCGAAUACGACGAACACGAGGAUGAUGAUGCCAGCAUAUCUGGACAAUCGAUGGAACUUGAGCACGAUGAUGUUGAUGAUGUCCAAGAAGAAGACGAUGAGGAAGAAUAUGGCGAGAUGCUUGAGAAUGACGACGACGACGACGAUGAAGCUUUACAGCAAUUUGACGAGGAUGAAGAUGACGAGGAUGUUGAAGAACAAGUUGAAGAGGAAGAGGAAGAGGAUAUCGAAGAAGAAGAAGAGCCAAGUUCUACAAAACGAUCCGAGGUGGAUGAUGACUUUUUCAAUCUCGAGAAAUUCAACAAGUGGACCGAGGAUCAAGAAGAGUUGGAUAUGAUGUCAGAUCGUGAAGAGGAUGAAGACGACAUUGAUUACGACGAAGAUCUUGAAGACGUGGAUGAUGAGGACGAGGAUGAGGAUGCUCUUGUUGACGCAUCAGAAAUGACAUUCAAAGACUUUUUCCUUGCCCCUGCAAAGCGACGAGGUGGUGCCAAGCCUGAAAAGAAAAAGGUCCAGUUUGCUGAUGAAGAACCAAGCAAUGACGAGGAUGAAGCUGAUGUUAUGGACGAGGAUGAUGAAGAAGACGAUGAAGAGCAAGAACCAAAGACUCGCAGCCUUUUCGACGAUGAUGAAGAGGAGGAAGAGGAUAACACAACAUCAGCACAUGAAAAACGAUUAGAACGCAUUCAGGAACAAAUCGAGCAGUUUGAACAAGAGAAUAUUCAAGAUAAGCAUUGGACAUUGAAGGGUGAAACCGAUGCAAAAGCACGACCCGUCAACAGUCUUUUGGAAGAAGAUCUCGAGUUUGAGCAAUCAGUAAAGCCUGUUCCUGUCAUCACCCAAGAAGUUACAAGUGCAUUGGAGGAGAUCAUCAAGAAGCGUAUUUUGGAUAAUCAAUUUGACGACGUUGAACGCAAACAAGAUCCACAAGAGCGACCAUUCUUACCAUCCAAGAAGAUUGAUAUCAGUGAUGAGAGAUCUAAAAAGUCCUUGGCUGAGCUCUAUGAAGAGGAUUACAUGAAGCAAAAGACCGGUGACACGACGAAUGAAAAGGAUGCGGCAUUAGAACAAGAACAUCAAGCUAUCACAGAUCUGUUCAAUGAAUUGUGCGGCAAACUUGAUUCUCUCAGCAAUUUCCACUUUACACCCAAACAGCCCAAGGCCGAUGUGAACAUUGUCAGUGAUGCACCUGCAAUCAGUAUGGAAGAAGCUAUGCCAGUGAAUAUGUCGGAUGCAACGCUAUUGGCACCUGAGGAAGUCUAUGAUAAGAAGCGUGGUGAAGUCAAGAGCAAGGAAGAGAUGACACAAGAGGAACGUAAACGCACACAUGCAAAGAAGAAACAACAAAAGCGAAAGGAGCGAGCAUUGAAGGAACGCGAGAUGAAGUUGAUUCACAAGCAGAACCCUGGACUUGGAAACAAACAUGCCAAGAUGAAGGCUGUCAAGGAAUUGAUGGGAGCAAAGAAUGUCGAGAUCAUCAAAAACAAAUAG
This is a messenger RNA of Lichtheimia ornata, 1794 nucleotides long. RefSeq lists its product as uncharacterized. Gene Ontology annotation, biological process: rRNA processing. NCBI's taxonomy places the organism in Eukaryota, Fungi, Mucoromycota, Mucoromycetes, Mucorales, Lichtheimiaceae. Gene Ontology annotation, cellular component: Mpp10 complex; nucleus; sno(s)RNA-containing ribonucleoprotein complex. The transcript has 8 exons. The record is from RefSeq and is a predicted model, not a curated record. The coding region runs from base 1 to 1794 and encodes 597 amino acids.